AAGUAAUUACAGAGAUUCGUAGAGCACAGGACAAACAGCCUGCAGAACUGGCCGUCACCAGGCAAUCUGCAGAGCUGAGACUUCUGGCACCGAAGCUGCCCUCUCACUAGCCCUGUGGGUGUGGCAGAGGAAUUUGAUCUUUGGGCCAUAACCGUCCACAGGAAGAGCCAGUCACAGUCACAUUCCAGCCUCUGUCCUUCUUUCACUUUUGAAGCUGAUGGAUGGGCCUACAGAGGACAGCGCUUCCAUUACAUAUAAAAUAUAUUCAUUUAAUGAAAAGCUCAGGGGCGGGCUGGAGUUAACCCCUGCGGCUCCCUGAGCCCUCCGGCAGGAUGGAUGUCACAGCCUGGGAAAGGGAAUCAGUCACCGGGAGCAGGCGCUCUGCCUAGGGAGAAUGGCUCUGGGUGCUAGUGAAGCAGGGAGCCCCCUGGAGAGAUUGGAACGGCUCAGACACGACUCCACAGGACUCCGCAGGUAGGGGGUUCACUCACUGCAACCCCAGCUGAAUUGCUCCCCUGGAUAGUUCCAGGCUGAUCAGUCAGACGAGCUGCUGCUAGCAACAGGCCUCGUUCCUGGAAUUUGGGGGAUAAACUUUCACUUUCCUACUGGGAUCGCAGCUGUGGCUGUAGAAAUGCUCACAGAAAUUCAGAGACCUGCCCAGUCCCUUCUCCACUGCCAGACCAAGCUAUGAUGAUGGGGAAGGUUCCCUCGUUCUCCCCAGGCUCCACAGCGAGCUCCGCUCUGCCCAGCUACGUCGCUCUCUGCCUCACUCUACAGGUUCACAGGCUGGUGUCAGCACAGUUCACAGUGACUGGACCUGACCGUCCAGUCACCACCUCCCUAGGGGGUGAGGCCAUCCUGUCCUGCCACCUCUCCCCCAGGAUGAGCGCUGAGAACAUGGAGGUGAGAUGGUUCCGAUCCAAGUACUCGGAGGUGGUGCACCUGUACCAGGAUGGGCAGGAUCAGUAUGGACAGCAGAUGCUGGAAUAUCGAAGAAGAACCGAGCUCUUGAAAGAUGAUAUCUCCAAUGGGAGAGUUUUCCUGAGAAUACGCAAUGUCCGACCCUCCGAUGAUGGGCAUUACGUGUGUUUUUUUAAGUCCGGUAUCUCUUAUGAAGAAGCUUUAUUGGAACUGCAAGUGGCAGAUUUGGGCUCUGCUCCUGCCAUCUCUGUGGAGGGACAUCAGGAUGGAGGGAUCCAGGUUGUGUGUCGAUCAUCCGGAUGGUACCCAGAGCCCAAGGUGCUGUGGAGAGAUCUCCAGGGGCAGCUCUUACCAUCAGCCUCUGAAGAAAUAACCCCAGAGCCCAAUGGCUUGUUUCAAACAGAGAUUGCCAUUGUUCUAACAGAAGAGUCCAACCAGAAAGUGUCCUGCUGUGUCAGGAACCCCCGACUCGACCAGGAGAGAGAGUCAGAGAUUUCCAUAGCAGAGCCAUUUUUCCCAAAGGUCAAUCCCUCGAAAGUGGCUCUCUGCGUGAUCCUGGCUCUCCUGGCUGUUCUCAUGACCUUGGCUGGUUACUGCUUCUGGAGGGAACACAGAGCAAUAGAGAUUCUGCGAUCUGAUAUGGAGAGCGAGAAAGAGACCCUGCUGUCUGAACGGGAAAAAGAGAAAGAGGCUCUGCAAUCUGAGAUGGAGAGCGAGAAAGAGGCUCUGCAAUCUGAGAUGAAGAGGCAGAAAGCGGAAUACGAGGCAGUGAAAGAACUGGGACUCGCCAGAGCUCGAGGAUACGCAGUGGAUGUGAUUCUGGAUCCAGACACGGCUCAUCCCAACCUCGUCCUGUCUGAGGAUCAGAAACAUGUGAGCCACGGAGACUGGGAUCCUCCCGACAAGUUUGAGGGACUCAAUCAUUAUAUCUGGGUCCUGGGCGCUGAGGGGUUCGCGGGCGGGAGGCGUUACUGGGAGGUUGAGGUGGGAGGCAAGAUAGGCUGGUACCUGGGGGUUUGUAGGGAAUCUGUGAGCAGGAAGGGGAAGGUCACACUCACACCUGAGGAUGGAUACUGGGUCCUGUGGCUGACGGGCGGAAUAUACCAGGCCCUCACCUCCCCCCCGACCUCCCUCCCCGUGAGCAUCAAGCCCAGCCGGGUGGGGAUUUUCCUGGACUACGAGGCGGGCGAGGUCUCGUUUUACAAUGUGACUGACAGGUCCCAGCUCUUCACUUUCACUGACACCUUCUCCGGGACGCUCCGCCCUUAUUUCAGUCCUGGUUACUAUGUUUGGGGUACAAACGCGGAUCCCCUGAAAAUCUGCCUGGUCUCAGCUGAGGCCGGAGGGAAUCUUGGUCCCUCACAGUGACCCUGCGGCACAGACUGACCCCCCCAGCGCUGCUGCUCCUCCAAUCGAGAUUCCAAUCGAGAACCGGACACUGGGCAACCCCAGCCCAGGCUGGGUGAAUGCGUCCCACUUGCUGGAAGGAACCAAACAGAUUUUCCCCCCUCCCCCUAUGUUUGCUCCACCCCAGCACAGGGUGAUUCUGGUAAGAAAUACGGCCAGACAGCGAGUGGUUUUUGCCGCCCUCACCUUUCCCCGUCCUCUGCCCCAAGGGUAGCAGAUGGUGGUGGAUGGGGAUCAUUCACACCUGUCAGAAUUUUCUACCCCGUGAAUCUCAAUGUAAAAUAUGAAAGAAAAAAUAUCAUUCUAAUUUAGAAAAUGUUAUUAUUGUCACAAGGUGUAAAUGCAAGAACAUUUUCAUUGACAUUUCAAAAACAAGCAUCUAAACAUUUUUUUAGAAAUGGAAUUAUUUACAUUUAUUUUUUUAAUUCUUCCCUCAAAUCUAUAUUGAAGUUUAACUUCUCUAAAUAGUAUAAUUCAUAUUUCAGCUGUGGAAUUUCAAGAAAUCCAAAAUAUUUGUCUUAACAAAAAAAAUUAUUAAAUUAUCAGACAGGGUUGCUCAGUUACAAUGUACAUGUGUCAUAAACAUCACAACUGCACACAUGUGCAGCUGCUCUCGCUCUCUUUUCCUCUCUUUAUUGUCUUGACUGGUUCUCUCUGGAAGUCAAGGCACAUACACCAACCUCCUGCACUACACCUUUGACAAUUAAUUGGUGAAAAAAUGAUAGAAUUAAUUAAGCAAUAUAUUUAAGUUAACUCACACAAGAUUAUAAAAUAGUCUUUGAACUUCUGUUAGUAUUAAUUCAUGUGAUUUUUAACUUUCUAGCUUCAUAUAACCAGUAAUCAAGACAUGACCCUUCCUUUCUUGUUCUCACAUCAAUUAAGAAAACACGGUCCCAAACCUCAAAUGCUAUCUUAUAUAUAGAAAUCUCUUCUACAAUAUCCUUUUCUUAGUUUAUUUUUCUUUAGAAAUAUUAUUUGCAGGCAAUGUACUGUCAGUGUCCACUGUUGAUUUCAAUGUACUGCUGGGCUCUUCGUGUUCUUGGUUCUAAGGAUGAAAGAAAUGUAGUCUGGUAAAAAAAAAAACAGAGACAAGGUUGUAUUCCUUUACUGAAUCAUCAUAAAUUAAGUUAAUUGUAUUAAAGACACUGGCACUUGAUGACACAUAACAUGAAAUUUGGUGAUGCUUUAUUAGGAAACCUUUCUUCUUGGCCAUAAAUCAGUCAAAAGGAUGAUAUUUUGUUGUCAUGUGAGGUUUAGAGUACAAAGAAAAUAAAGUUACCCCAGGAAAUUCAUCACAAUUCCUCUGGGUUCUCUGUCUACCACCUUCUGGAAUGCUCU
Molecule: messenger RNA, 3666 nt
Organism: Dermochelys coriacea (leatherback sea turtle)
Lineage: Eukaryota; Metazoa; Chordata; Testudines; Dermochelyidae
Product: butyrophilin subfamily 1 member A1-like
Exons: 13
Coding region: 688-2289 (533 amino acids)
Biological process (GO): T cell receptor signaling pathway; regulation of cytokine production
Cellular component (GO): external side of plasma membrane
Molecular function (GO): signaling receptor binding
Source: RefSeq, a predicted model, not a curated record